AUGCAGCCGUUGAGUGCUAAUAAUAUGCCCCUUAUUCCCGUAGGUCUACUAAAAUCACAUCCGGAAGGUAUAUUGGCUGGACCAAUCAGCGAAGACAAUUUCUUUGAGUGGGAAGCUAUAAUAUGUGGCCCGGGAGGCUCGCCUUACGAAGACGGGGUGUUCGCUUCCACACUGAGCUUCCCCCGCGAUUACCCGCUGUCACCGCCCAGGAUGAAAUUCACGUCCCCAAUGUACCAUCCAAACA
Sphaeroforma arctica JP610 is the source of this 244-nucleotide messenger RNA. RefSeq lists its product as hypothetical. Gene Ontology annotation, cellular component: cytosol; endoplasmic reticulum. The record is from RefSeq and is a predicted model, not a curated record. Lineage: Eukaryota; Ichthyosporea; Ichthyophonida. The transcript is spliced from 2 exons. The annotation marks the transcript as partial.